UUUCCUUCGUUCAUUGCUCCUGUCCUUGCUCCCCAAGCGAACACCAGCGCAAGACGUCACUCGCAAGAAAGGUUUUUGCAGACCUAGGAAAGACACCUAUUCUAUCUUCCUGUACAGAUCUUCUUCGCGCCUGCAAGUCUCCGUGCCUCGUGGUUACGUGGGGUCUAAUAGCGUACUGUGACGGGUCUUCUUCCUGGCGCCUCUCAGGCCCUUCGCCGUUCCCCACCGCUUCCGUCACUCGUUCAACGCCGUUUAGCCCCGUUUGUCUCACGAUCGUUCUAUCCUUCUUGCCGGCUAUUCGUUAUCCCUGAAGCCUCGAUAUGGCGACUUUCGGGACAGUCACAGCCACGCAACCGCACAAUCCUAACAAGGAUAUCGAGGUGGCCCAACCGCCCAAUGACGGCAUCUCCAGCAUGUGCUUUAACCCCAAGGCCAACUUCCUCGUUGCCACGUCAUGGGACAACCAGGUGCGCUGCUGGGAGAUUCAGGGCAAUGGAGCCAGUGUGCCCAAGGCAGGCACAGCACACGAUCAACCUGUGCUUUGCUCAGCGUGGAAGGACGAUGGCACCACUGUGUUCUCAGGCGGGUGCGACAAGCAGGCCAAGAUGUGGCCGCUAAUGUCGGGGGGAGCAGCGAGCACAGUGGGUGUGCAUGACGCGCCGAUCAACAAGAUGGCGUGGAUUGCUGAGAUGAACCUGCUGGUCACGGCCAGCUGGGACAAGACCAUCAAAUGAACCUGCUGGUCACGGCCAGCUGGGACAAGACCA
Molecule: messenger RNA, 767 nt
Organism: Closterium sp. NIES-67
Lineage: Eukaryota; Viridiplantae; Streptophyta; Zygnematophyceae; Desmidiales; Closteriaceae
Source: the annotation of a GenBank genome assembly